Messenger RNA from Caenorhabditis briggsae, 2184 nucleotides. NCBI's taxonomy places the organism in Eukaryota, Metazoa, Nematoda, Chromadorea, Rhabditida, Rhabditidae. The annotation marks the transcript as partial. The transcript has 11 exons. The record is from RefSeq and is a predicted model, not a curated record.
GUGUCGGAAGAAGCAAAGCGAGAAGUUCAACAUUUGAAUUAUGUGAUUUUGGGAUUCUUUGGUAUGACUUUUUCGGUUUGGACAUUGUUUGGAAGUAUAAUUGUAAAAGAAUUAAGACUCUAUCCACUUAUUUUCGGUUUACUAUACUUUCUGGCUCUUUGUUCUUUGCUCGCUUCGUUUUUUGAAAUCAAUAGAUACGCCGUCUUGGUUGGAUUGUUUCAUUUAUCAUUUUCAAUCACUUCAUUCUUUCUAGCAAAAUUCUGGCCACUCUGCUGUCUAUUACUCCUCUCCUCUUUCGUUUUCUCAAUUAAUGCAUGGUCCUGUUUCUUCACAGAAUCGUAUAUUCUCUGUGAACAUCGGAGAUACGACUGGGAUAUGCAAAAGUCUCCAAUUGAUGGAGUCAUUUGUCACGUAACAGUCAGAGAAGAAACCUACUCACUGUACUCUGACGUCAUCUUUUCAGAACAUUUUUUUUUCAAAAUUUUCCUUUUUUCUCAUGACUAUUGGGUCAAUAUCUCGUUCCGGGUUAUGUGUAUGCACAGGUUACAUUUCAAGUUAUUCGUUCAUUUUUUCGCAUUUCUGUCAAACACAAUUUACCAUGUUUUGGUUUGGCUUUCUACUUAUUUUUCCAGUUUUUGGCGAGGAAUCCACUCAACCUCCUCUACGUGUCUGGAAAGACAGGAUUUGAAUCCGGAACUGCCGAUAAAUAUUUCCAAAACUGUCUCGUUUCCCAAUGAUACCAACAUCACAUUUUUAGAAAAUAAAGGCUGUUCUUGGGCUAUUACUAUCCCAAAUAAUUAUUUUGCAAUUCUCUACAUCAAUGCAUAUGUUCCAAUAGGUGGUAGCAUAUCAGUAACCCAAUCACCAAAUCAUACGGAAAAAUUUGUGGAUCAUCACGUGGAAGUAGCUCUCCUAUUUGUUGCUCCCAGUUUCAACCUAAAUUGGUUUUCUGGAAAUUCGUCGAAAGGAAGCAUCCACUUCACAGUGAAUUGGCAGAGUUUCCCUGAAAACAUGACGACUCAGAACUACACUCUUGAGAGAAACAGUUCGUCAAUUAUACUGGAUCAUGAGGACACCUACACUCCAGUUGUAUUCCACGCAGCCACAAAAGUAUCCAUUCUAUGUUUACCUGGAACUCAAAGAGAAGAAGAUACUUAUCUAAGAACUGGAAUUGUAUUCGACGGACCCGAUUUGAAUAGUCCGUUUCUUGGAAGUUUAUACUCUAUUAUGCGAUCUCAAUCUCAAUUGAUUUCGACAAAUUCGACUGUAACGAUCUUCUCAAUUGUUCCUAUCGUGUCUCAUCAUCAUGUUAUUGUUCAGGAUGCAUCAAUGUAUCAAAACAUCAGUCAAAUAAUUGGAUUAAACGUUAAUGAUUCAGCAGUGGAGAUUAUUAAAAUCAAUGCUCAAUCUGGAAAUUCCGUCGUUUUUACCCAUAACAACAAUCCGCUAAUAGAUGAAUACUUAAUUUCCGUAGAUUUGGAAUCCGGAAAUGAGCUACAAGUUUAUUUCGAAGGACUGUCUGAAAAUCAAAGAGUCGCAACAUACAGUACCAAAAACAAUAGAACACAUUUGCCUCAAAAACUUCAAGGACGUCUUCGAUACUACGUUUUGUCGUCUGGAAAUGCCACGUUGUCAUUGACAAGAGACAAAUGGAAGGCCAAUUGGGAGAAGGCGUUCUCUGGAAGACGUGGAUUCUUCACUUCAAAAUAUUGGAAAAGUGACAAUAAACAAAUGAGAUCACAGCAAGACUCGUUUCAUUUCAUCGGAAAGGAAGAGCGAAAUGCAACAGAAUUCAGAUUUUCGUAUCGGUUUUUGGAAGCCGAUUUAUCAGGAGAUAACAAUAUUCAUGUCGUUGUUUCAGAUAAUGUUCAAAGAAUUCAUUAUUAUGAUCACCGAACAUCAUCUGAAUACACCAACGACACUGAAUGGUACUCUCAUUACGGUCAUUCGAUUUCGCUGGUCUAUUCAUCAAUUAACGCUCAAUCGACUGGAUUUUUCGCAGAAUUUGAAAUUGACUCAGCAUCCGGGAACUAUUCCUUUUGGUUCAUAUUUGUUACUGUAGUUGUCGUGAUGGGACCCACGGCCACGGCCACCGGCUUUUCUCUUCCACAGCUCCGAUUUUUUGAACUAGAAGAAUACUUUAAUAGGAAUACAUUGUAUUCAUUUUCAGAACAGUGUAUUUGA